Molecule: messenger RNA, 327 nt
Organism: Macrosiphum euphorbiae (potato aphid)
Lineage: Eukaryota; Metazoa; Arthropoda; Insecta; Hemiptera; Aphididae
Source: the annotation of a GenBank genome assembly
AUGACAGGCCAACACAGCACUGCACUGCUACCUUCAGCAGUGAUAUUAUGGGUUAAGUUCCCACUCGGUGUUUCAUUCAUGUUAACCACAACUGUGUUUGGUGUGGAAACAUUGAUGCCGCCAUGGAGUUUCUAUACACAAGUUUCGGCGGAUAUGGACGCAGUUCGUGCAACACCAUGGGUCACAAGUCUAUCAAGCUGUGUUCGAGGUUUUUUGUUUCUGGAGACUUCUCGACACAACACUGAGGCUGUUUUGUGUGGAAACAUUGAGAUACAAACCACAACAUGCCAGGCCAACACAGCACUGCACUGCUACCUUCGACAGUGA